AUGCAAAGCUUCGUGAUCAAAGCCUGGAUCGAUGAGGUAGCUCAAUUCAUUGACGCCAAUCGCAAACGCAAACGCGACGAUAACGACGAAAUAGUCUAUUCUAGUCCAAUGUCGAGCCCUUCCGAACGCCCACUCACUGUUCCCGUCGAUCUCGAUACUACUCCUCGAGCACGAUUGGAUGGUCAAUCUACGCGAACGACAUCACUUAUAGAGCCAUUCAGACACCCCGAUAGCUCCCCAACCACCAAGAAAAGACGUCAAUCCCCAAGCAAGAAGCAUAAUACGACAGCUAGCUUGCUUACGCUUGAUCCACCUAUACAUGUUGUUCCGACGCUGGGACUUUCGCCAAUUCCGAUAUGUAUACGAGGGUUGUAUAGAGAGCUCUAUGCCACAACUUCGGAGUUUCUACCGCUUAAUCUCAAACGCAUCAUGACGCAGGACGAGAUGGAUAAUCUUAUCAUCCCGCCUCACAUGUGGAGGAGACAAGAGGAUGAAACAUCAUCUGACCAUCAACGGAUACAAAACGAACACCAUACAAUACUCGAUAUCCUCGAGGAGGCAGUCGAAGCAAGUCAGUUAUGCAAAGGCGAAUCGGCUUGGAACGCCCAAGUCCACUAUCCCCUUCUCAAGCUCGCCUUUUCACAAUUCCCUUUUCUACGCCCAGAGACUGUUACCAACGCGCAGAUCGUCGAAGACUUUCUCCCGCGAUCAAAUAACAUCGCGAGCUCCUCAGCUUCGUCAUCGAGCUUAUUAAGCAGCAAUGAUUCAAGUGGAUGGACAGAGUCAUCGUCAACUUCGGCGCAUAAAAUGGUUGAUUUCGCGCUGGUUCUAAUCCCCGACGCAGAAUUGCAGACGAAAAUCGAUCAUUUUCUCCGUACACAACACCACGCAACCAUCAACCAGACGACGUAUCAUGCACUCGCAAACCGGCCUGUGCCACUGUUCAUCGGGACCAAAACAACGAGUGGGAGCGGGAGUAGAAGUCAAGUACAACUCGGGAUAUGGGCUGCUUCAUGGUUCCAACGGUUACGAGCCGCGGGUUCUGCAAAAGAAGCUCUACCAAUCCCGCUUGUGCGGGUGUAUGGGCAUGUUUGGCAGGUUAUGAUCGCCAUUGACGAGAAUGACAAGGUUUUAAUGGUUGACCAGGCUGUUUGCAUUGGGGACACUGCCAGUAUCAUUGGCAUGUAUCAACUUAUGGCCGCGCUGAGAAUAAUUGGAAAGUGGGCUGAUACGGAGUUUCGAGCAUGGAUAACUGAAUUUCUGGAUAGCGUUUAG
Molecule: messenger RNA, 1275 nt
Organism: Fusarium poae
Lineage: Eukaryota; Fungi; Ascomycota; Sordariomycetes; Hypocreales; Nectriaceae
Exons: 1
Coding region: 1-1275 (424 amino acids)
Source: RefSeq, a predicted model, not a curated record